This is a messenger RNA of Scomber japonicus (chub mackerel), 2271 nucleotides long. Its product is annotated as synaptic vesicle glycoprotein 2C-like. Gene Ontology annotation, molecular function: transmembrane transporter activity. The record is from RefSeq and is a predicted model, not a curated record. The transcript has 14 exons. Gene Ontology annotation, biological process: chemical synaptic transmission; transmembrane transport. Lineage: Eukaryota; Metazoa; Chordata; Actinopteri; Scombriformes; Scombridae. Gene Ontology annotation, cellular component: membrane. The coding region runs from base 1 to 2271 and encodes 756 amino acids.
AUGGAUGAAACGCAUAACAACAGGACUUCCUUGGCGAAAGGUGCCAAGGACAUCGCUAAAGAAGCCAAGAGGCAAGCUGCCAAAAAUUUCAACAAAGCUGUCGAUCGUGCCACAGAUGAAUACUCGUCGCAUCGCAGCUACAACCGCUUCCAGAACGAGGAUGAAGAGGAGAACAACUACAACUCUUACACCCAGCAAGAUGGCCGUUACGCUGACAACAACGCAGCCAACGACGACGACGGGGCCUCCAGUGACGCCACGGAGGGCCACGAUGAUGAAGACGAGAUCUAUGAGGGGGAGUACCAAGGUGUGCCUGCCUAUAACGACGGGAAGCUGCAAGACGGGAAGGUGGCUCUGGGCCAGCCGGUGUCUGACAGCCUAAAGAGCCGCAAGGAGCUUGAGAAUGAGAGACAGGCAGAUGAGGAGGAGCUGGCCCAACAGUACGAGCUGAUCAUGCAGGAGUGCGGCCACGGGAGAUUCCAAUGGCAGCUGUUCUUUGUACUCGGGUUGGCGCUCAUGUCAGACGGCGUGGAGGUGUUUGUGGUCGGCUUCGUCCUGCCGAGCGCUGAGACCGACAUGUGUGUCCCCAAUUCUGGUGCCGGAUGGCUAGGUAGCAUUGUGUAUCUGGGGAUGAUGUUCGGAGCGUUUUUUUGGGGCGGCCUGUCAGACAAGGUGGGCCGUAAACAGUGCCUGCUGAUAUCCAUGUCUGUCAACGGCUUCUUUGCCUUCCUCUCCUCAUUCGUCCAAGGAUACAGCAUGUUCCUCCUCUGCCGCAUGGUGUCUGGCUUCGGGAUUGGUGGAGCGGUACCAAUAGUAUUCUCGUGGUUUGCGGAGGUGUUGGCUCGGGAGAAGAGAGGAGAGCAUCUGAGCUGGCUCUGCAUGUUCUGGAUGAUCGGAGGAAUUUACGCCUCAGCCAUGGCGUGGGCCAUCAUCCCACAUUACGGUGACAUUACUCUCAACACUGAAUCAGAGCUGUAUUUAAGUUACCAGGACUAUAGUAGCUGGAGUUUCAGCAUGGGUUCAGCCUACCAGUUCCACAGCUGGAGAGUUUUUGUGGUGGUGUGCGCGUUGCCGUGUGUCUCUGCAGUGGUCGCUCUCACUUUUAUGCCUGAGAGCCCUCGCUUCUUCCUGGAGAUGGGUAAACAUGACGAGGCCUGGAUGGUGCUCAAACACAUCCACGACACCAACAUGCGCGCCCGUGGGGAGCCUGAGAGAGUGUUCACUGUGAACAGGAUAAAGAUCCCCAAACAGCUGGACGAGCUGGUGGAGAUGCAGAAUGAGUCAGCCAACCCUGUGCUCAAGGUCCUCUUCAAGAUCAAGGCUGAGCUCAGAGGGAUCUGGUUGACUUUUAUGAGAUGCUUCAACUACCCAGUGAAAGACAACACUGUGAAACUGGCAGCAGUCUGGUUCACUUUGUCCUUUGGGUACUACGGGCUGUCUGUAUGGUUUCCGGACGUCAUCAAACACCUCCAGGCUGAUGAGUACGCCUCCAGAGUGAAAAUCCACAACAACGAACGCAUCGAAGACUUCACCUUCAACUUCACCCUGGAGAACCAGAUCCACAGAAAUGGAGUGUUUCUGAAUGACAAGUUUAUCAGUAUGAGGUUCAAAUCGGUCACUUUCAUCGACUCCUCUUUCCUCAACUGCUAUUUUGAGGAUGUCUCCUCAGUCGGAUCUUUCUUCAAAAACUGUACCUUUGCAGACUCCUUCUUUUACAACACGGAUAUUGACGACGCCAAGCUAACAAAUUCGAUGGUGAUCAACAGCUCCUUCCACCACAACAAGACAGGUUGCCAGAUGACAUUUGACGACGACUACAGUGCCUACUGGGUCUAUUUCGUCAACUUCCUGGGAACGUUGGCCGUGCUGCCUGGAAACAUCGUCUCUGCCCUCCUCAUGGACAAAAUAGGCCGCCUUAGCAUGUUAGGAGGCUCCAUGGUGCUGUCAGGCAUCAGCUGCUUCUUCCUGUGGUUCGGCACCAGCGAGUCCAUGAUGAUCUUCAUGCUUUGCCUCUACAACGGCCUCAGUAUCUCUGCCUGGAACUCCCUGGAUGUCGUCACCGCUGAGCUGUACCCAACAGACAGGAGGGGCACGGGCUUCGGCUUCUGUAAUGCCAUGUGUAAACUGGCAGCGGUGCUGGGCAACCUGAUCUUUGGCUCGUUGGUUGGCAUCACCAAGGCUAUCCCCAUCCUGCUGGCAUCGGCCGUGUUGGUUGGCGGCGGGCUGGUGGGACUCCGACUGCCAGACACACGUGCCAAUGUCCUCAUGUAA